AGCUAAUCAAAACCCAAACAAAGAAGCUUCCCUUUUGCUAUUUAAUAUCCUCCAAUCCCUAACAUACAACGAAGAAGAAGAAGGAAAAAAAAAAACAGGGAAUUAGUGGAAGAGAUCUCUUCUCUCUGCAGUCUUGGCCUAAAUAAACAUUAUUUGGAAACCCAAAUGCCCUCUUCACUCCUGUUUCCUUCUCGUUUUCCAUCCCCUUGAAGCAAACCAAACCCAAAACCCAUCUCAAAUAUAUAUAUAUAUCACACAAAACCCCAAAACCCUCAAGCUCUUACGAAAUCUAUCCAUUCUGUUUCAAAAAGAUGCAGCCUUGUAGUAGAGAAAUGCAAGGGAUUAACUCGCUCUUAAACCCAUCAUCACAAAUCCCUCUACAAGACCUUCAAAACCAACAGAACCCUUCGCAGAUCCAAAACUCUCACUUUGAUCCCAAUUCAUCCUCGAAUGAUGAUUUUCUUGAACAAAUGCUGUCUAAUAUUCCUCCUUGUUCAUGGCCUGACCUCAAGUCUCCUUGGGACCUCACCAUGCCCAUUAAUAACAACGACAGCAGCAACUCUAUAGCCAAACCUAGAGACUUGUCGGAUGAAACCGCACCAUCUAAUACCGACAAUAGUAAUCUUGGGUUUCAUAAUAACUUUGAUGAGUCUGUAAUUUUGGCUUCUAAGCUGAGACAACACCAGAUCAGUGGUGGUGGUGGUGCUGCCGCCGCCGCUAAAAUGAUGCUACAACAGCAGCUUCUGAUGGCUGCUGCUCGCGGCGUCCUCCCUCAAAAUGACGUCAUUGAUGGCUCCUCCUUUAAGGGAGGAGACGGUUCAAUGCAAGGAUUGUUUAAUGGUUUUGGUGCUGGAUCUAUGAACGGAACUGGUCAGGCGUCGAACCAGUCCAUGCAACAUUUUAACCAUCCCCAGGGAGGGGCUAUGCAGGCACAGAAUUUUGGGGCUCAAGGGGCAGCCACCACGGCUGUGAUGAACCAACCUCAAGCAAGUGGCUCCAAUGGUGGUGCACCAGCUCAACCUAGACAAAGGGUUAGGGCUAGAAGAGGUCAAGCAACGGACCCACAUAGCAUAGCUGAAAGGUUACGAAGGGAGAGAAUUGCAGAAAGAAUGAAAGCUCUGCAAGAGUUGGUGCCUAAUGCCAACAAGACAGACAAGGCUUCAAUGCUUGAUGAGAUCAUCGACUAUGUUAAAUUCCUGCAGCUCCAAGUCAAGGUCUUGAGCAUGAGCAGAUUAGGCGGUGCAGCUGCCGUUGCCCCCCUUGUUGCUGACAUGUCCUCUGAGGCUGGUGGUGACUGUAUCCAGGCCAGUGCCGAUGGUGGGUCCCUCUCCCGUACCUCUAACGGCAACCAAACGGCCAGAACUAACGACAGCAGCUUGACGGUGACAGAGCACCAGGUGGCUAAGCUGAUGGAAGAGGAUAUGGGCUCAGCCAUGCAGUAUUUACAAGGGAAAGGGCUUUGUUUGAUGCCCAUCUCACUCGCAACCGCUAUCUCAACCGCCACUUGUCACAACAGGAGCCCCGCGAUCAACAACAACCACCACGCUUUGCUCCAAUCCAACGGCGAAGGGCCAGCCUCACCCAGCAUGUCUGUUUUGACCGUCCAGUCGGCUACAAUGGGUAACGUUGGAGGUGAUGGUGGCGCUGUUAAAGAUGCUGCUUCCGUUUCCAAACCGUGAUCUAACGGCGUUGACUGACUUUCGGGAUUUACUAUUAGAGUAAAUAAUAAAAAAGUUGAGGGAGAAAAAAGUCAAAGUGAGAAAAGGGGAGGAGAGAGUGUGUGACGUGUAGGAUUCAUCUUCCGUUUCAAAGUCUACUAAAAUAAGGGUCUGGUGUUUUAGUGGAUGACACGACGCCGUAUUUACGUAGACUUUGGCUUAAGCUAACCCCAACUACACCACCAAGUACCAAAAACAAGAACAAAGUAACAAGACCGUCCAAGUCCCAAGAACAACUUACUGCCGUUGUUUGUGUUUUAAGAAAGGGGUUAGGUUUUGUUACAUUUUUUUAUUUUAUUAUUUGCAACUUUAAUAUUAUUAUUUCUUUUUUUUUUCC
Messenger RNA from Populus trichocarpa (black cottonwood), 2055 nucleotides. Its product is annotated as bHLH transcription factor RHL1. NCBI's taxonomy places the organism in Eukaryota, Viridiplantae, Streptophyta, Magnoliopsida, Malpighiales, Salicaceae. Gene Ontology annotation, biological process: regulation of transcription by RNA polymerase II. The transcript has 7 exons. Bases 312 to 1679 code for a protein of 455 amino acids. Gene Ontology annotation, molecular function: DNA-binding transcription factor activity, RNA polymerase II-specific; RNA polymerase II cis-regulatory region sequence-specific DNA binding; protein dimerization activity. The record is from RefSeq and is a predicted model, not a curated record. Gene Ontology annotation, cellular component: nucleus.